Impatiens glandulifera is the source of this 1212-nucleotide messenger RNA. RefSeq names its product E3 ubiquitin-protein ligase RGLG2-like. The record is from RefSeq and is a predicted model, not a curated record. Lineage: Eukaryota; Viridiplantae; Streptophyta; Magnoliopsida; Ericales; Balsaminaceae. The transcript has 10 exons. The coding region runs from base 1 to 1212 and encodes 403 amino acids.
AUGUCAACUUGUGCUUCUUGUCGGUAUUCAUCUUCGUAUCGAUAUCAACCUCCAGCUCCCGAACCAACAAGGUUGGAGAAGAAAUUCUCGAGAAUUGAUGACAAUUACACCAACUUGGAACAGGUUUCUGAUGCUUUGGCACGAUCAGGACUCGAGUCUUCGAAUUUAAUAGUUGGAAUCGACUUCACCAAGAGCAAUGAGUGGACAGGUGCAAGAUCGUUUCAUAGAAGAAGUUUGCACCAUAUUAACAACGGAGAACAAGGAAUGAACCCUUAUGAACAGGCUAUAUCGAUCAUUGGACAAACUUUAUCAUCAUUCGAUGAUGACAACUUCAUCCCGUGUUUUGGAUUUGGCGACGCUUCCACCCAUGAUCAAGAGGUCUUUAGCUUCUAUCCAAUGGAGAGAUUUUGCAAUGGUUUUGAGGAAGUGUUAAAUAGAUACAGAGAAUUGGUUCCUCAACUGCACCUUGCAGGGCCAACAUCGCUUGCACCGAUAAUUGAAAUGGCCGCCAGUAUUGUCGAGCAAAGUGGCGGCCAGUACCAUGUUUUACUUAUAAUAGCUGACGGGCAGGUUACAAGAAGUAUUAAUACUGUAAAAGGACAGUUAAGUCCACAAGAGAAGAAGACUGUUGAGGCAAUUGUAAAGGCAAGUGAAUAUCCGCUGUCUAUUAUCUUAGUGGGAGUUGGAGACGGGCCUUGGGACAUGAUGAGGGAAUUUGACGAUAAUAUCCCUGCCCGAGCUUUUGACAACUUCCAGUUUGUAAAUUUUACGGAAAUCAUGUCAAAACAAGUGGAGAGAUCGCGUAAAGAAGCGGAAUUUGCUCUAGCGGCCUUGAUGGAAAUACCAGCUCAAUAUAGAGCAAGUGUAGAGCUUAAUUUGUUAGGCUCAAGUAAAGGAAAGGGUAUAGAUCGUGUCGCUUUACCCCCUCCACAGUAUAGCACGGGAUCCUCUCGCAUGGCCAAACCUUGGGAGUCUAGAAGUUUUCGACGUUCCACUCCACCACCUUCCGAAGAUAGGCAUGACAAUGCAUGUUUUAGCUCAAAUAGAUUCACAUUUCCUAGUUUUGAUAACCAUGUUUGCCCGAUCUGCCUUACCGAUCCAAAGAACAUGGCUUUUGGGUGCGGUCAUCAGACUUGUUGCGAUUGUGGUCAAGGCCUUGAGCUUUGCCCCAUGUGUCGUCGAGCUAUAACAUUCAGGAUGCGGCUAUACUAA